AUGCAGCUCAUCACCCUCUUCUCCCCUCUCUUUUCCUUGUUGACCGUCGCUGCGGCGGCCAGCGUGAACACUUCGGCCGUCGAAGCUAGCUCCGCGAUUUCCGCGAGUGCAACCCCGACCGCAAGCAUGACCGAGGUGGCCACAUCGGCUACCCCCACUGUCGUCACUGCGACCAGACUUGUGAAAAGUCUCGCCGACGUUGCGCCAUUCUUCGUGACGGACACGCAGAUUAUCAAUCUGGAAGAUCGCAUUGUGACCUGCAACUCCCUUGCACCAUUCGAUAUUCCAUCUUUAUUCUUAACGCCCGCGCCGUUCUCUUAUAUGGGUGAGGGCCUGUGGGAUGCUAGGGAUAUGCGGUUUUAA
Heterobasidion irregulare TC 32-1 is the source of this 363-nucleotide messenger RNA. RefSeq lists its product as uncharacterized. The transcript has 3 exons. The record is from RefSeq and is a predicted model, not a curated record. Bases 1 to 363 code for a protein of 120 amino acids. NCBI's taxonomy places the organism in Eukaryota, Fungi, Basidiomycota, Agaricomycetes, Russulales, Bondarzewiaceae.